CUGCAGUCACAUACAUAUCAAUCGGAUCGAAUCCUCGCACUCCACUGCUACUGAUCUAUAUACUACUACUGCUCUUUCUCUCGCAUCAUGCCGCGGUUUUCGAAUCUGUCGAUAGGUUUUUUCCGGUUGGUUCAAAGGGUUUGGGGAUGUCGGAUCGGCAGCAGUCGGAGGAGCCGGAGGAGCAGCUGGACCUGGAGGGGGACGACGACGUCAUGGACGACGACGACGGGUACCGCCGCCGCCGUGACGACUCGGAGGAGCCCGAGGAGGAUGACCAUGAGGAGCGGCAGGCCGAGGGCGAUGGUGACGGCGACGUCGACGGGGAGGAUGACGCAGGGAUGGGGGCUGAGGGCGAGGAGCCAGCCGCAGGAGGAGGAGGUGGCGACGACGUGGAUAAGGGGGCAACUGAUGGGCCCGAGGACGAGGAGGAGAAGAAGAAGUGGGAGGAGCUGCUCGCGCUGCCGCCGCAUGGGUCCGAGGUGUUCAUUGGUGGCCUUCCCCGUGACAUCACCGAGGAGGACCUCCGUGAGAUGUGCGAGCCACUGGGAGAAAUCUAUGAGGUGAGGUUGACGAAGGAUAAGGACACAAAGGAGAACAAGGGAUUCGCCUUUGUCACAUUCACCGAUAAGGACGCGGCACAGCGUGCUAUCGAGGAUGUGCAAGACAGGGAAUACAAGGGGAGGACUUUGCGGUGCUCAUUGUCACAGGCAAAGCACAGGCUAUUUGUUGGGAAUGUGCCCAAGGGGCUGAGUGAGGAGGAGCUGAGAAACAUAAUCCAGGGCAAGGGGCCAGGUGUUGUGAACAUUGAGAUGUUCAAGGAUCAGCACGACCCAAGCCGUAACCGUGGGUUCCUCUUUGUUGAGUAUUAUAACCAUGCCUGCGCAGACUAUGCCCGGCAGAAAUUGUCAUCACCAAACUUCAAGGUUGAUGGAAGCCAAUUGACUGUCAGCUGGGCUGAACCCAAGGGUUCAACAGAUCCUUCAUCUGCUGCUGCUCAGGUCAAGACUAUAUAUGUGAAGAACCUACCUGAAAAUGCUUCUAAGGAGAAGGUUAAGGAACUGUUCGAGAAACAUGGAGAGGUCACAAAAAUCGUUUUGCCACCUGCCAAGGCUGGGCAUAAGAGGGAUUUUGGGUUUGUUCAUUUUGCUGAAAGAUCAAGCGCACUGAAGGCAGUUAAAGGAAGCGAAAAAUAUGAAAUUGAUGGUCAAGUGCUGGAAGUAUCCAUGGCCAAACCUUUGGCAGAUAAGAAACCUGAUCAUUCACACAGGCCUGGAGGAGGUCCUAAUUAUCCUCUUCCUCCUUAUGGUGGUGGCUACAUGGGAGAUCCUUAUGGUGCUUAUGGUGGCGGUCCUGCAUACAACCAGCCCAUGAUAUAUGGUAGGGGACCAGCACCAGCUGGAAUGAGGAUGGUACCAAUGGUUCUUCCUGAUGGUCGUCUUGGCUAUGUUCUGCAACAACCUGGUGGAAUGCCCCCUCCACCCCCACCUCGGAGGGGUGACCGAAGGGAUGGUGCCAGAGGCGGUGAAGGGAGCCAUAGUCGGCGAUACCGCCCUUACUAGCUUUUCCUGUGCCUUGUGCUCUUCAUCCAGUAUAAGAUCUAGCUGAGACUUGUACCAUCUUUUUUUUUUUUUGCUUCCCGGUAAUUUGUUUAUUAUGCAAUGUUUGUCACCUGAAACUGCGUGAUCGCAUUGUAUCUCAUCCUGCCUCCUGGCACCUGUAGCCGUAAACCGGUAAACCGAGACGCGGAUUAUAUGUGGACAUCGGGUUGUAGCUUUGUUACCCUUUAUUCGAGAGAAUGCAUGUGUUAUGCUUCUCUUCUAACUGCAACCAA
Molecule: messenger RNA, 1831 nt
Organism: Phragmites australis (common reed)
Lineage: Eukaryota; Viridiplantae; Streptophyta; Magnoliopsida; Poales; Poaceae
Product: heterogeneous nuclear ribonucleoprotein Q
Exons: 9
Coding region: 147-1559 (470 amino acids)
Cellular component (GO): nucleus
Molecular function (GO): mRNA binding
Source: RefSeq, a predicted model, not a curated record